Molecule: messenger RNA, 1767 nt
Organism: Parnassius mnemosyne (clouded apollo)
Lineage: Eukaryota; Metazoa; Arthropoda; Insecta; Lepidoptera; Papilionidae
Source: the annotation of a GenBank genome assembly
AUGAAGUGGUUUUUAUGUUUCACGUUUAUAACUAUUUUGGGUCAAUCAAUUAGUAGUGAUGACAUUAUAAGUGUUACAAUUGAACAAGGAGAGGUAAAUGGAAAAGUAGAGAAGACAAUUUUAAGAAAUCAAAUCUACUAUUCCUUCAAAGGAUUACCAUUCGCUCUUCCGCCUAUUGGUGAAUUAAGGUUUAAGCCGCCUGUGAAGCAUCAAGGAUGGAGUGGGACAUAUGAAGCUUUUGUUAAUAAACCUACGUGUUUUCAAUAUAGUCCUCGAACACGUAACGGUGAAUCUUUUGGCAUAUCGGGAUCGGAAGAUUGCCUUUACCUCAGCGUAUUUACAUCUGACGUCAAACGGUCAUUGCCAGUUAUAGUGUUUGAUUACAAUGAUGGUUUCAGAUCUGGUUUUAAUGGAACAAGAACAUAUUCUCCAGAUUUUUUCAUGGAAGAAGACGUCAUAGUUGUAACGAUCAAUCAUCGUCUUGGAUUAUUUGGGUAUUUAACUACGGAAGACGAGAAUAUUCCAGGCAAUAACGGCUUACGCGAUUUUAUUUUAGGAUUACAAUGGGUCAAGGAUAAUAUCAAACACUUUGGUGGUGACCCAAAUCGCGUAACUUUAAUGGGUAAUCGAGGUGGAGCUGUAUUAGCCGACAUACUUCUAUAUUCACAUAAAGCAAAAAAUCUAUUUAGUGCAGUUAUUUUGCAAAGCGGAACUUCAAUGGAACCGACUUUAUUUUAUAAAGAGCCUCGAGAAGCAGCUUUUAGAUUAGGCGAACUAGUUGGUAUAAAUACUACUAACAGUAAUACUUUACUAGAGGAGCUUCAAAAAAUCGAUGCAAAUAUUUUGAUAACAAAAGAGGGCGAAGUUGUGGAUACUAAUAACUUUGAAUUAACUCAAAUGGCCGUGUACCCGUUUGGUCCGGUGGUUGAAAAAAAUAACCCCGAUGCCAUCUUAAAAUUCUUACCGGAUAACGAAAUGGUUGUUAGUGAUGUUCCUAUUAUAAUAGGAAUGAAUUCUAGAGAAGGCCUAGAUUUAAUAUCACAUUUUAUUUUUGAACCACGAUUGUUAACAGAUUUAGCACAAGACUUCUUUGUGCAUGUUCCUAGAAGAUCGGGUUUUCGCUUUGACAAAAACAGCUCAGUGUACGAGAACGUGGUGAGAGACAUACAGAAUUUCUAUUUAGAAGAUGGUUACCUACACUACGCUAAUAUUCUUGAAUACGCAGUAUAUAUUGGAGAUGUACUGCAGAAUUAUGCUUUAAAUCACGCAGCAAGGAAGUUAGGUAAGGAGCUUAAGUCUGAUAUAUAUUACUACAUGUUUGAUUUUAGAGGACUAUUAAAUGAAAACAGUGAAUAUAUGUCCCGAUAUGCCAGAAGUUCAAUGGAACAUUGGGGGGCAACAAUAACCGAUGAAUUAUGUUAUUUGCAUCUAUGCUCCCGUAUUCAAAAAACUUACAAACAACUACUUAAGCUGCUUAGUGAACAGCCAGAAAUUAAAGUUUUGAAGAAGAUGGUACGCUUAUGGACAAAUUUUGCAAAGUAUAGGGAUCCUACACCUGACAACAAUGAUGAAAUAUUAAAGGAUUUUAUUUGGCAGCCAGUUAGGAAAAAUAAUGACAAUAUUAACUAUCUUCACAUCACAAAGAAACUUCAAAUGCGGGUAAACCCUUUAGGUGAACGAGCUAAGUUUUGGGACAACUUUAUCGCUAAGUAUUCAGCUUUAGCAAAGGAGGGUGUAGUGAGUGAUAAGUAUCAUGAUGAAUUAUGA